Molecule: messenger RNA, 249 nt
Organism: Prorocentrum cordatum
Lineage: Eukaryota; Dinophyceae; Prorocentrales; Prorocentraceae
Source: the annotation of a GenBank genome assembly
AUGCCGAUUCAGAGCGGCAAGUACAGCUGGGCGCCAGUCGCACAAGGCGAUGAGGAGGCUGAGCUCAGGGUAGUCAUCCCCGUUGAGGACACCGUCAAGGCCAAGGACUGCGACAUCAGCAUCGGAAAGAAGAAGCUGAAGGCGGGCGUGAAGGGCCAGGAGCCCAUCAUCGACGACGCCUUCUUUAAGGCACGCCGCCGCAGCGAUGGUGGCGGUGGUGGUCAGGAGCAGGAGGAUCGUUGCUUGUAG